AUCUGUGAUUCUGGCUCCCAGUCAGGUCAGAGCUGUCUCUCUUACUCACUCCCUUCCUUCUCACUCUCGUCUGUUCCCUUUCCUUUCUUUCUCUUAGCUUUCUCUCUCCCACUCCCACUGCUCUCUCACAUCUGGAGGGUAUCUGGUGUGGCUGUGGGACGCCUCGCCUGCUAUGGGACAGCCUGUGUUUGGACUGGACGUCAGACUUCAGUGCAUUUCAGCAAACGUUGUUCGGGAAGGGCCUUGCAGUUGGUGAAUAAUCUUCAGUCUCUGCUGACUGAAGGUUCAGACGCAGCAGAGACGAGGAGCACAGAGCCGACUUUUAUUUUCAGCCCGGAGAGCUCAGCAUUGGACAUGUCCUUUCCCAAACAUUCCGUCCUGCGGGCCCUGAGUGUGCUGCUCUUGGCCUGGGUUUUGGUGCGCUGCCAGGCUCCUCUUGAACCAGUGAAAGAGGAGGAGGCUGAGCCAAUAAAGGAGGCUGCCACAGCGGUGACGAAGUCCGAUCCGGUCCAGUGCCCGUCCGAGUGUAGCUGUACAGCAGAGGGGGCAGUGGACUGCGCUGGAGUCGACCUCAUAGAGUUCCCUGCUGACUUAUCUGAGAAAACCCGCCAGCUCUCUCUACAGAACAACAAAAUCGAGGAGAUAACGUUGGAGCACAUUUCCCAUCUGCAUCAACUUGAGACUCUCAACCUUCAGAACAACUGGCUCAGCACGGAUGGCCUUGAAGAUGAAGGUUUCGAGAUGCUCGAGCAGCUGGCGUAUUUAUACUUGGCAAACAACAAGCUUACUUCAGCACCAAAGGUCCUGCCUCCCUCUUUGGUUAGUGCUGAUUUUGCUGCCAAUCAGCUGGUACGGAUCUACCCAUACACGUUUGGCCAUAAACCCAAACUGAGGUCUGUGUAUCUCCAUAACAACAAGCUGACUGACUCAGGGCUUCCUGAUCACAUGUUCAAUGGUUCUGAAAAUCUGGAGAUCCUCACCAUGUCCAGCAACUUCCUGCGGGUUGUACCCAGGAGCCUGCCCUCCACCCUUUACCGUCUUCAUCUGAAGAGUAACAAGUUGGAGAAAAUCCCAGCGGGAGCCUUUGACAACUUGUCAAACCUCAGGGAGCUGUAUCUCCAAAACAACCUCCUCAGCAAUGAAGGCAUGGACAACGAGACUUUCAGCCAGCUAACCAGCCUGGAGUGCCUGGACUUGUCAAACAACAACCUGAGCGUCGUCCCUAGGGGUCUGCCUCGAAAUCUAGUGCUGCUGCACCUGGAGAAGAACUCUAUCCGCAGCAUCCCUGGAGACGCUCUUACCUCCGUCCGAAACCUUGAGUACCUGCUCCUCCACAACAACAAGCUCCGCUCGCGCUCCAUCCAUGCAGCUGCCUUCCAGGGCUUGAAGAAGCUGCAUACUCUGCACAUGUACAACAAUUUGCUGGAGCGGGUUCCCAGGGGCUUGCCUCGACGAGCCAAGACCCUGAUGCUGCUCCACAACUCCAUUUCUGAAAUUGGCCGCAAUGACCUGGCCCUGCUGUACACCCUGACGGAGCUCAACCUCAGCUACAACAAGCUGACCAGCCUGAAGGUGCACCGUGAGGCCUUCAGGAAGCUGCGUGUGCUGGAAAAACUGGACCUGUCAGGGAACAGCCUUCACUCCAUGCCCCUGGGUCUUCCUCGCAGCCUGCAGGUGCUUGAAGUCAAGAACAACCAGCUCAACUCUGUCCCGGAUGGUGCGCUGACGGGCAUGGAGAAGCUACGCAAGCUCAUCCUAAGUGACAACCAGCUGAAGCUGAACUCAGUCUACCAGGGAGCCUGGAUGGAGCUCAGUGCUCUCACAACAUUAGAUCUGUCUGGUAACCAGCUGACACACGUCCCCUCUGACCUGCCUGAGUCUCUGGAGUACCUGUACCUGCAGAGUAACCGCAUCUCCAGUGUUCCUGCUUCAGCAUUCGAAGGCACUCCGAACAUCAAAGGCAUCUUCCUCCGGUUUAACCGCCUGUCUGUGGACUCUGUGGACGAGAGCUCUUUCGCACACCUGUCCAACUUGCAAGUGCUGGACAUUGGCACGGGAAACACUGACGUCCCCUUUAAAAGAGACGAGACAGAUGGCGAGAAGAUGAUGGAGGAGGAGCAGGAGACUUAAGGCACGCUCUGUUAAACUGACAUUGGACUGGAUUGCAUAAAGGACAGAAAGGGCUUUGCAAUGGAAUUGAACCUGUGAAUGUCUCAGGUCCGUCAUCGUGCUGAGCGGCAGAGUCUCAUGUUUCUGGUGCAGGAUACCGGAUCAAGUUACUUUAGUUUCCAUUUUAUGGGCUGGUUUUAUUGCAUAUCUUUAUACCUGAGCUUUAAUGUUUGUGUUUGGCUGUUGACAUGCGACACCUGUCACCUACUUUGUGUUUUUGUACUUUAUUCUAAAAAUGACUUUGACAGAAUCAGUGUGAAUUCCUCACGUUUUAUUAGAAAGGCUGUGAAACAGCAGGAGUGGCCAGAUGAGCAGUGAGAGUCGGCCUGAGCUGGACUUCAUCUCAGUUUCUUUAUCCAGUUAUUCAUCUGUCUCUCAGUUUAAAGUAAUGAAUGAAUGAGUGAAUGAGUGGAUGUGGCAGAUCCCCGUCACAGGCCUGAGGUGACUUUGUUGUAUCAACAAUCAGAAAAUCUCAAGGAUUCGAUUUAUAAAGAAAUCGAGGAACAACAUGUGAGAAGCUUUAAAGUUAGAGUCCUUAAAAAGUUGAACACGGUCUGUGAGCACUGGCUGUGCUGGUGUCUGUGACCGUGGUUACAGGUGAGCUCGCUUUUCUCAGGUGGAUUAAAUGUGACACGUGUUUCAGUCCAACCAAACCCGUCGACUGUCUUCUUUCGGCUUUGGGACGUUAUGAGUUCGCCUGUGACUUCGGUCGGUGCGUUCUUCUUCUGUUAGGAGACUGUAGAGUCAGCAGCACCUCUGCUGCCCCCUGUGGUCAGUGCUUUCUGUUACCACCAGUCACUACAGCUUCACAUUACCCAGGACUGAGAUCUGACGGGUGUAACUGUAGUAAAGGUUGAUGAAUGAUUAUUGAUCGCAGUCGGAUUGAUCAGUAUUAUGUUUCUUUCAGCUGUGGUUGGCGUCGUGUUUCAGCUCCACUCUCACAUCAGAAGGUGUUGAAGUGACAGAUACACAGUCAGUGACAUGACGUCAGCGUGUUCGUGAUGGUCUUGUACCAUGUUCCUGUGAAUGAAGAAGCAGUGUGUGAAGCCUCCAUCCAGGCUGCUGCUGCUCCGUCAGCCCACUCCUGUUUUACAAAGAAAGUACUCAUCCUAUUACACUCACUAUAUUACUAUGAAUACAGUGUCACUUUCACAUACAGCAGUCGUCCAACACAGCAAUAAAUUAUUUGAAAAGGCUGAAGAAGACUGUGCGUUUCCUAACGUUCACAGAACGUCUGACCAACGCUUCAGUGCCACUGCUCGUGUUGUCUCCAGUCUCGGUUUUCCUGCAGCUCUCUGGUUCUUUCUGAGGGGAUUUCUCU
Toxotes jaculatrix (banded archerfish) is the source of this 3490-nucleotide messenger RNA. It is a transcript of the gene podn, whose product is annotated as podocan. Lineage: Eukaryota; Metazoa; Chordata; Actinopteri; Toxotidae. Gene Ontology annotation, molecular function: protein binding. The transcript is spliced from 12 exons. Bases 355 to 2130 code for a protein of 591 amino acids. The record is from RefSeq and is a predicted model, not a curated record.